Molecule: messenger RNA, 4058 nt
Organism: Mauremys reevesii (Reeves's turtle)
Lineage: Eukaryota; Metazoa; Chordata; Testudines; Geoemydidae
Gene: ST8SIA5
Product: ST8 alpha-N-acetyl-neuraminide alpha-2,8-sialyltransferase 5
Exons: 9
Coding region: 716-1954 (412 amino acids)
Biological process (GO): oligosaccharide metabolic process; N-glycan processing
Molecular function (GO): alpha-N-acetylneuraminate alpha-2,8-sialyltransferase activity
Source: RefSeq, a predicted model, not a curated record
AGGAGAAGGAUGCACGCCACUAGCUCCUGCAGAGGGAGGGCCUGUGAGCCAGGAUCUGGGAGGCAGCCAAGCCGAGGCACUACCUGAGGAACAGGCCGGAGGACCCCCUGCCGCAGAGGAACUAGUAUUCACAGGGGCUGAAUGAAAUCCUCAUGAUCAUUACAUACUUGUUCGAUAAUAGUAUACUCCGGUCACGUCUCCUUGCAAGUGCAUUUCGCUGGAAUCACUGAGCAGAAGCAAAGAAGAGCUGAUGACUAUGUGCUGCCGAAGCAGGUUGCGGGAGCCCUGUAUUUUCCACUGGCUGCAGUUUUAUGUUUUAGUUGCAGCUUCUCCCAUCUGGAAUAUCAAAGUGGGAUUGAAGUAGAUAAUUGUUAGCAGCGGGUUUAUGAGAGAGACUGCGAGGAACAGAAUGCCUCUCACACAGCACAAACUGCUCCGUCUGAAAGAGCUGUGAAUAGAUGAUUUUUAGAUGUUACCCACAUCUAAUGCUCCUGGAAACUUUGCAGUGGAAAUGAGCCAUUGCGCCCAGUUCUUUAGUUAACAACCAAAAGGGGCAAGAAGGGGGCAGCAGGGCUGAACAAUGGGACACCUUGUCCUUGGAUUUCUCACAGAAAAGCUAGCAAAUGUUUCCCUCUGCCUUCCAGUGAAAAGAGCGUGAACGCUACAAUGAACUGAAUUCUACCCAACGGAGCUCAAGUAAGCUUUUUCCACAAGGAUGGGAUACAGUGACCCCUCGUCAAGCAGGGAUUUGCUGGGGAACAGAACUUUGUUCUUCAUCUUCAUCUGUGCUUUUGCCGUGGUCACUUUGCUGCAGCAGAUCCUGUAUGGGAGAAACUAUCUCAAGAGAGGGCUGCAGUUUAGCUGGCAGAGUGGAGAGGAACUGGCAAAUUGGACCGGGACCUUUAAUUUCACGGAUGGUGGAGCAGUGAAGAGUGGCAGUGACACAGGCACCAGGUACUUUGAGUUUUAUGAAGGGCCUUUUGAAUACAACUCCACCAAAUGCCUGGAAUUAAGACAGGAUAUCAUUGAGGUGAAAGUGCUCUCUAUGGUGAAGCAAACUGAAUUGUUUGACAGGUGGAAGAGCCUACAGAUGUGCAAAUGGGAGAUGAAUGUGACAGAAGCCAACAUAUUCAAGUCAACGUUGUCAAGAUGUUGCAAUGCCCCUGCUUUUCUGUUCACCACACAGAAAAAUACUCCCCUGGGAACUAAAUUGAAAUAUGAAGUGGAUACUAGUGGAAUCUUCCAUAUCAAUCAGGAAAUCUUCAGAAUGUUUCCAAAGGAUAUGCCGUACUAUCGCUCCCAAUUUAAGAAAUGUGCUGUGGUUGGGAAUGGAGGGAUUCUCAAGAACAGCAGAUGUGGACGGGAAAUUGACAGUGCAGAUUUCGUAUUUCGAUGCAAUUUACCUCCUAUAUCUGAGAAAUAUAUCGGGGACGUUGGUGUAAAGACAGACGUUGUGACAGUCAAUCCCAGCAUUAUUACUGAGAGAUUCCAUAAACUGGAGAAAUGGAGGAAACCUUUUUAUGAUGUGCUACAGGUUUAUGAAAAUGCAUCAGUGCUGCUGCCUGCUUUCUACAACACCCGCAACACGGAUGUCUCUAUCCGGGUCAAAUACGUCCUGGACGAUUUUGCAUCUCAGCAAGCUGUCUACUAUUUCCACCCUCAGUAUCUCAUCAACGUCUCGCGCUACUGGCUUGGUCAAGGGGUGCGUGCCAAGCGGAUUAGCACGGGAUUGAUUCUGGUGACUGCUGCCCUGGAGCUCUGUGAAGAGGUCCACCUUUUUGGCUUUUGGGCUUUCCCCAUGAACCCCUCAGGGAUUUUUAUAACUCACCAUUACUACGACAAUGUCAAACCUCGCCCUGGCUUCCACGCAAUGCCCUCAGAAAUCUUCAACUUCCUCCACAUGCACAGCAAGGGGAUCCUGCAGGUUCAUACUGGGACUUGCAGCUGCUGUUGAUGAUGAUGAUGAUUUUUCCCCCGAUGUAAAAGCGCAACAGGAACUCAGUGUCUAUGUUCAGUGUGGAAGAGUUUUAUUACAUCCUGAGAUUAUGCAAUAAUUGUUCAAUAUCGAUUUCUCAAAGUAUUGCAUCCCACAGAAGCUGGAAUUCCAGCAUCCUUCCUGCUAGAUGGGGUAGGGUUAUGUGAUUUGGGUAAAGUGAAACUCAUCCAUCAUAGGAUAUGCACUGCCCUGGAAAUCAGAUCAAGAAGCACAUUUUCAAUAGGUUUUAGGGAUAUACAAAGCACAUUAGUGUAGCUGUCAUUUCACUUUCAGGAAAAGCACCAAAUGGAACCCAUUAGGUAAAGCGAAUUUUAGCAUAUACUGCAGGGCAUUAGAAAGGUGUUUUGACUCAUAGACAACUGCGGGUAUUGUCAAUUUUUAUUGAAACUGCUAUUCUCUUGCAUUAGGGUUUUAAAAACAAAUUAUUUAAGCAUUAUUGUAGUUGUAAGGGGAGAGGUAUAAGCUGUGGUCUUUAUUGUGUAAUGACUCAUAGCAUCGAUGAAACAUGUCUGUGUAAUAUCUCAUGGUGGGGUUAGAUCAUUUGUGAGAAGCCAGGCAGGACAGAACAGGUGGUUAAACUGCAAUUCCCAGCAAAAUGUAACUGCAUCAAUCUUAUCCAAUCACAGUUGCCUCUUCUUUGUUUUCCCACGUUCCUCCUUGUGUCUUACACGCCUCCCUCCAUUCCCCAAACAUGUUUUCUUCCUGCAGUCACCAGCUCUGGACUUCUGACUAUUUCUUAGCAAAGUAAUAUGUUGGUCCCCAAGAAUUCUACCAGGGCCUGGGAGUAGUUCUCUUGAAGCCUAUGAGACUAUUCUACAUGAGGUUUGCAGAACUGAUUUUUGGGUUCAUAUGGCACCGACCCUAGGAGACGACAAGGCUCUUGCAGAUUAUUUUUUCCAGAUGCUUUUGAUGACGCACCAGAAUGAUGAGGAGCUUCUCCCAGUGGGAAAGCUUUCUAGUUGCUCAAUAUUUACAGCAGCUGUUGGAAAGUAAAUGCUGAUGGCUAGAGGGCUGGGAGGAGAUAGAAAUGAAGUUAAACAAUAGAGACACUUCUCAUCGUUUUCUGUGUGUUUAAAUUAAAGUUAUACAUUUAGAGACCUUAAGUGUAUUCAUUAGACAUUGUCUUCUGUUGGGGACACUGCUGUGAGUGUUAUCCCAUCUUAGCACUAACCUACACCUAAAAGUUUUACUAUCAUAACUAUGUCAGUGAUGUCAGAGGGAUUUUUUUGCUCACAUAGUUAUGCUGGUAAAAGCCUUAGGGUAGCUGCAGUUUUAUAAAAGGUGCUUUAUACUGGUAUAGCUUAUUUCAGUUCCUGUACAAGAAUCAGCUAUCCUGGUAUAAGCACUUUCAUACUGUUACAGGUGUGUCCAACCUAGGGGCUUUUUCUGUUUAAACUAUGCUGCCAUAAUUAAAGUGGCAAAUCUUUGAAGUACAGACAAGCCUUUAAUUGAAAUGUUUAGCAGCCUCCUACAUAGUAUCAGUAAUUUGAUAAACAUGUACAAUCUAACCUGGCUCAGUGUUUUCUAGGUCUAAAUAAUAUGGAGGGUGGACCCUGGAACCUGGCCUUCUCCCCUAGAUUAUCAAGAUUUGUAAAAUGAGUAGUUUAAUAUUUCCAUAGGUAUCUUAUAUUUGCAAUAUUUGUCUUCAUAUUAAACUAGCCACAUCUCUUCAGGCCUAUAUGGGAGAUGCCAUUUUGGCAGCAGAUUAGAAAGCACUUAACCACUGAAAAACAAAGGUGUAAUUAAAGAGAGGUUAAAAGGCAUAGCAGAGAGAGAACCCUUCCGUUUCUUGUUACUAGUUCUGCUGAGGUCUAAUUCUUGAUCUGUUGAUGUCAAUGUUGAUGCCAAGUUAGUUUCAUACAUUGAACUUCAUGGAAUUUGUCUAGUUUGGGGGACAGAUUAAUUUAGUUCCCAUGACUUACUUUAAUGGCCUGUAGUAGAGAGCUAAUACUGCACAUCCAGAGUUCUUAAUGACUUCAGGAUAUUCUGAUUCCUCAUCCCUAUUAGGGGUUAGGGUGAUCAAAUAGCAAAUGUGAAAAAUCGGGAUGGGGUGGGAGGGGGG